AUGAUGGACGACGAAAGCACUGACGACGAAGAAGCAGAAGACUAUGCCCCCGAUCCACGAGAAUUUUAUUUUCACUUUUACAGUGAGAGUGAGAGACUUUCAACGUAUCACGACUGGCCACAUUGGGCAAAUGUGACUAAGGAAGAUGCAGCAAAAAAUGGGUUUAUGUAUCUCCAUGUAUCAGACCGUAUUCAGUGCGUAUUUUGUAGAGCCUGUUUGGCUAGCUUUCGUGUAGGUGAUGUCGUGGCAAAUGAACACAGGAAAUAUUGUCCCGAAUGUCCUUUCGCGUUUGGCUAUGAAUGUGGAAAUAUACCUAUACCGUCUGCAAACAAAGUUAAGCAACCAACACAAACUGUGCAGUCACAUAAUGCAAGAAACAGGGCAAUGAUAACAUUUGUGUCCUCCGUCGUUUCAAACCAAGGAGCUGAAGAAGUAAUCACAGAGCCAAAGUAUCGAGACUGGGCAGACGAACUAACGAGGCUGCGGUCUUACAGAGGAUGGCCUGAACAAGUUAGACAAACUCCGCGAGCAUUAGCGGCCGCUGGGUUGUUGUACACUGGAAAUGGUGAUCGAUGUAAAUGUUUUUGGUGCGGAGGAGAACUCUAUGGGUGGAACCCAGAUGACGACCCGUGGGUUGAGCAUGAAAAAUGGUUUCCACAUUGCGGCUUUUUGCGAAUUGAUAUGUAA
Molecule: messenger RNA, 687 nt
Organism: Dreissena polymorpha
Lineage: Eukaryota; Metazoa; Mollusca; Bivalvia; Myida; Dreissenidae
Product: baculoviral IAP repeat-containing protein 7-like
Exons: 1
Coding region: 1-687 (228 amino acids)
Biological process (GO): positive regulation of protein ubiquitination; regulation of cell cycle; negative regulation of apoptotic process
Cellular component (GO): nucleus; cytoplasm
Molecular function (GO): cysteine-type endopeptidase inhibitor activity involved in apoptotic process; ubiquitin protein ligase activity
Source: RefSeq, a predicted model, not a curated record